AUGCAAAAACAUGGAGCUAUUGCAGUCAUAGGAGCUUCUCGGAAAGUUAUAACUGUAGUAGCGGAAGCUGAAGCAGACAUUCGACCUUUCCAUAAUCGGCAUAUGGAGAAAGCUACGAAAAUGCAGAUCGACAUCCAAACUCUACCUAAAUCAAACCCCCUAGUUAAACUGAGAACUAUCACAACUCGGAGGUUCAUGUCUCCGCUGCAGAGGAUAUCUCGAAUAAACCGGAUACAAACAAUAGAUGAAAGAGAUAACGAAAUGGCCAUUGAGCUUGCGAAUAAAGCAGUAGGCAUCCUCAUUGUUACAUGCACAUCUGCCAGAUCAGGGAUUGUUGGUAUAGAAGGGCGUAUAAGAAACGCCCAAGCAGGCAAUAAUGGGAAUGGCAUAUCCAGCUACUUCAUUAUACUAGGCAAAGGACAGAGCUAA
Messenger RNA from Talaromyces stipitatus ATCC 10500, 429 nucleotides. RefSeq lists its product as uncharacterized. The transcript has 2 exons. The record is from RefSeq and is a predicted model, not a curated record. The coding region runs from base 1 to 429 and encodes 142 amino acids. Lineage: Eukaryota; Fungi; Ascomycota; Eurotiomycetes; Eurotiales; Trichocomaceae.